Cuscuta epithymum is the source of this 954-nucleotide messenger RNA. NCBI's taxonomy places the organism in Eukaryota, Viridiplantae, Streptophyta, Magnoliopsida, Solanales, Convolvulaceae. The record is from the annotation of a GenBank genome assembly.
GGCCAACCCACCCCAACCAUGAGAAAGAAAAACUCCAGCCACCUCUCACCAUUGUUGAAGGAAGCUCCAACGAGAAGGAAGGUCCAGAAAAAAGUUUAAGUUCCAAAAGUGUACAAAGCUUGAGGAAAGGCUUGUUUCAGGUAGAACUUGAAGGUUGCUACUAUCGCCCAUUUGCUUCGGGAAGAUCGAGGAGAGAAGAUGUGGUUCGUGCAUCCUUCAUUUCUGUUUUAAAAACAAUUAUAUUAAUGCUCAUGGAUAAUGUUUCUCUCAAUAAUUAUUUGGGGGCUUGUACACCCAUAUUUGCCAAAUGUGGCUUGAACACUUGUUAUGUUACUUCCGCUGCUUUAAAUAAUAUUUUACAUUAUGUUUGUUUAUGGAUGUACUAUGUGUGAAUGAUAUUCCAGACGCCUUGUAUAGUAUGGAUGUGUUGGACUGCGAUUGACUAUUCGUACUGUACGGCGGAUUGUUGACGUGUCCUGGUAGGUCCGAGGCGUGACAGGUCUAUACCAUGAAAUCUAUACCAUGAAAAAAGGAUUCAAUAGCUUCCAUUAAAAGAUUCUUCUACUUUUAUAUGCUCCCCGGCCUCUUUUAUCGACUUGUGUUUUUUGUGUGUGAAAGAUAUCGACUUGUGCUGCUAUGCGUAGCUUUUUGUUGUUGUUUUAAUUUUCAAUAUCUUAAUUAUUGAUUUUACUCUUCUAUUUUGUUUUUGUUUUUAAGAAUUCCUGGAUCGCGUAUAAGAGAAUUGAAUAUACUUAGGUUUGAAACUUUGAAUGGUGUUUUUGUUUAUUAUUUCGGAUUUAGGAUGGAUUUUAGCCCUUAAAUUACGCAUGUAUGACAUAAGAUCGAGUGUCAUGCACGUACAACAUACGUAUAGUAGUAUAUUUCAAUUAAACUGCAGCAAUGAUGUAUUGUAGAAUCACGUACGUACUCGGAACAUUAUAGGGGAUGAGUACC